GCAGAUUUCAUGGUGUACACGGCCCCACCGAUUCCCACUUCGGCCAUACCCAGCUUCAGCAACCCUUCAGAUGCAGCAAGCUGGACAACAAGUGUCGGUCUCAACGCCCUCCUCGCCCAACGCCGUCACACCUCCUCCCUAGGCUCAGCGUACCAAUCCUCCUUGACCUCAGCCGCCUCUGAGAUCGCCGCUUUUGUCUCCACCGCAACGAAUUACUCUAUACCUGCCGUGGUAACCGAUCUCGAGGAAACAACAACGUUUUAUUCGCGCCCUGUCUGGUACACCGCACUCCCAUCGGGGGCGAGGGCGUUCAAGGAACGGCAGGUGGAUGAUCAGUUCAGCAUCAUCAGAUCAGUCAUCGCUAGAGGGGCUACGUCUACAGCAGCGAGCUCGACGGGGGCGGCAAUGCCGACUGCGACGGCAUUCCUAGAUGCAAAGUUUGGGAUCAUGGCUGCGGCUGCUGCGGCUGCGUUUUUGUGA
Dothidotthia symphoricarpi CBS 119687 is the source of this 480-nucleotide messenger RNA. RefSeq lists its product as uncharacterized. The record is from RefSeq and is a predicted model, not a curated record. The coding region runs from base 10 to 480 and encodes 156 amino acids. NCBI's taxonomy places the organism in Eukaryota, Fungi, Ascomycota, Dothideomycetes, Pleosporales, Dothidotthiaceae. The transcript has 2 exons.